Messenger RNA from Corythoichthys intestinalis (scribbled pipefish), 3869 nucleotides. Its product is annotated as polyubiquitin-F-like. The transcript is spliced from 2 exons. Gene Ontology annotation, biological process: protein ubiquitination; modification-dependent protein catabolic process. Gene Ontology annotation, cellular component: nucleus; cytoplasm. The record is from RefSeq and is a predicted model, not a curated record. NCBI's taxonomy places the organism in Eukaryota, Metazoa, Chordata, Actinopteri, Syngnathiformes, Syngnathidae. Gene Ontology annotation, molecular function: ubiquitin protein ligase binding; protein tag activity. Bases 183 to 3287 code for a protein of 1034 amino acids.
AACUUUGAUUCCACGUUUAAAAGUAGUCUUAAAUUUGGGACUGAAAAAAAGCCAUCAGAGCUUACGUUGACGUCACGAGAUGACGCUAAUGCUUGAAUUUUAUUUACGUCCUUGAAUCAAACUCAUCGUGGGGCAUUGUCAUGUGCUUCAUUUUGUGACGAAAAUUGUGACGAAAGUAUAAAAUGCCGGGACAUGAGCACAUGGGUGAGGUAAAACGCUACGGUCGCCUACGUUGUGAUGAGGAGCAAAAACAAACCGAAUCAUAUUUAGACAUUCGUCCAUUUCCGGACAGGAUACUUCCGGUGAUAUUUAAUUGUGCAAACAUGCAAAUCUUUGUGAAGACCCUUACUGGGAAGACUACAGUUCUCAAGGUUGAGUGUACUGACACCAUUAAGGAUGUGAAGGCCAAAAUACAGGAAGGCAUUCCCCCUCACCAGCAAAGGCUGGUCUUUGCAGGCAAGCAGUUGGAAGAUGACCGAACCUUCUCUGACUACAACAUCCAGAAAGAGUCCACCCUUGACCAUGUCCUGGGUCUGAGAGGAGGAAUGCAGAUAUUUGUGAAGACACUCACUGGCAAAACUAUCACCCUUGAGGUUGAGGACAGUGACACGGUGGAGAAUGUGAAAGGCAAAAUCCAGGACAAGGAAGGUAUUCCCCCUGAUCAACAGAGGCUGAUAUUUGCUGGCAAACAGCUAGAAGAUGGUCGCACCCUCUCUGACUACAACAUACAAAAGGAGUCCACCCUCCAUCUUGUCCUGCGGCUGCGAGGUGGUAUGCAGAUAUUUGUGAAGACUUUAACUGGCAAGACCAUAACUCUUGAGGUUGAAGAAAGUGAUGCUAUUGAGAAUGUCAAAGCCAAAAUCCAGGACAAAGAAGGCAUUCCCCCUGAUCAGCAGAGGCUGAUCUUUGCUGGGAAGCAGUUGGAAGAAGGCCGCACCCUCUCUGACUACAACAUUCAGAAGGAGUCCACACUCCAUCUUGUCCUUCGUCUACGAGGUGGCAUGGAGAUUUAUAUAAAGACUCUUACUGGCUUCUGCAUUACUCUUGAGGUUGAGGGCAGUGACACAAUUGAAAUUGUUAAAGCAAAAAUCCAAGACAAGGCAGGUGUUCCCAUUCAUUUACAGAGGCUGAUUUUUGAGAGUAAACAGUUGAUGGAUCGCUGCGUUUUAUCUUCCUGCAACAUACACGACCAAUCUACCAUUCAACUUGUGCUCCGUUUGUUGGGCGGCAUGCAAAUCUUUGUCAAGACCCUCACUGGCAAAACCAUCACCCUUCAGGUUCAUGCCAAUGACACCAUUGAUAAUAUCAAGGCUCAAAUUCGUGAAAAGGAGGGCACUCCCCGAGACCAACAGAGGUUGAUAUUUGGCGGUAAACAACUGGAAGAUGAUCGUACCCUCUCUGAUUACAACAUCCGAAAAGAGUCCACCCUCCACCUUGUACUGCGCCUGAAAGGUGGAAUGCAAAUCUUUGGGAAGUCCAUAACUGGCAAAACAUUCCCCCUUGAUGUUGAGCCAAGGGAUUGUGUUGAGAAUCUGAAAGUCAAAAUCCAAGAUAUUGAAGGUAUUCCCUCUGGUCUGCAGAAGCUGAUCUUUCCUGAGCAACAGUUGGAAAAUGGCUGCACCCUCUCUGACAGCCACAUCCAAAAGGAGGUGACACUUCAUCUUGUUUUACAUAUAGGGGAGGGCAAUCAAAUCUUUGUGAAGACUUUAACGGGUAAAACCAUCACUCUUAAGGUUGAACCUAGUGACACAGUCGAGGAUGUGAAGAUCAGAAUCCAGGACAAAGAAGGCAUUCCCCCUGAUCAACAAAGCCUGAUCUUUGCUGGACAGCAACUGGAAGACGGCCGUACCCUCUCUGACUACACCAUCCAAAGGGAGGCAAUGCUCCAUCUUGUCCUGCGUCUCCGGGGUGGUAUGCAGAUAUUUGUAAAGACUUUGACUGGUAAAACCGUUACUCUUGAGGUUGAAUCUAAUGAUACAGUUGAGAAUGUCAAGACCAAAAUUCAGGACAAAGAAGGCAUCCCACCUGAUCAACAAAGGCUGAUCUUCGCUGGAAAACAACUGGAAGAUGGUCAUACUCUUUCUGACUAUAACAUCCAGAAGGAGGCUACACUUCAUCUUGUCCUGCGUCUAAGAGGUGGAAUGCAGAUCUUUGUAAAAACUUUGACCGGUAAGACCAUCACACUUGAGGUUGAGUCUAGUGAUACGAUUGAGAAUGUAAAGACCAAAAUCCAGGACAAAGAAGGCAUUCCCCCUGACCAACAAAGACUGAUAUUUGCUGGAAAGCAACUGGAAGAGGGUCGUACUCUAUCUGACUACAACAUCCAAAAGGAAGCUACACUUCAUCUUGUCCUGCGUCUACGAGGAGGCAUGCAAAUCUUUGUGAAGACUUUGACUGGUAAAACAGUCACUCUUGAGGUUGACGAGAGUGAUACAAUUGAGAAGGUUAAGACCAAAAUCCAGGACAAAGAAGGCAUUCCACCUGACCAACAAAGACUGAUCUACGCCGGAAAGCAACUGGCAAAAUAUCGUACUCUCGCUGAUUACAGCAUCCAAAAGGAAGCUACACUUCAUCUUGUCCUGCGUGUACGGGGAGGCAUGCAAAUAUUUGUCAAGACAUUGACAGGUAAAACUGUGACUCUUGAGGUUGAGGAUAGUGAUACUGUUGAGAAUGUCAAGACAAAAAUCCAGGACAAAGAAGGAAUUCCCCCUGAUCAACAAAGGCUUAUCUUUGCUGGAAAGCAACUGGAAGAUGGCCGUACCCUUUCUGACUACAAUAUCCAGAAGGAGUCCACCCUUCACCUUGUCUUGCGGUUACGUGGUGGCAUGCAUAUCUUUGUCAACACCCUCUCUGGAACAACUAUCACCCUUGAGGUUAAGGAUAGUGACACAGUUGAGAAUGUCAAAGUCAAAAUACGGGAGAAGCAAGGCAUUCCCCUGGAUCAACAGUUGUUGAUUUUUGCUGGAAAGCAAUUAAAAGAUGAUUACACCCUCUCUGACUAUAAUAUACAAAAGCAGUCGACCCUUCAUCUUGUUCUGCGUCUAAUAGGUGGCAUGCAGAUCUUUGUCAAGACGCUCACUGGAAAAACCAUCACCCUUGAGGUCGAGGACAGCGACACGGUUGAAAAUGUGAAAGUCAAAAUCCAGGAUAAGGAAGGCAUUCCCCCUGAUCAACAAAGGUUGAUAUUUGCUGGAAAGCAAUUAGAUGAUGGCCGCACUCUCUCUGACUACAACAUACAAAAGGAGUCUACUCUUCAUCUUGUCUUGCGUCUAAGAGGUGGGCACUAAAGCUACUCAGGAUUCUAUCUCUGCUUAAACCUCUCAAGUAUGUAUGUAGUGUGCUAAAUGACUGAAUAAAAUAUUAAACCCAAAGAAGGUCCGUUUCUUAUGUGGAUGUAAUGACUGAAAUUGCCUGGCAACCAGUUCAGGUUGUACCCUGCCUGCGACCCAUCGUCAACUUGGAAUCUUCGGCCACCCAACCAUCAUGAGGAUUAGCGGAAGAGAUGGACUGAUGAACGGGUAGUUUUCAAGACAAUUUAAGAUGAGUUUUUGGGGAGCCGUCAAAAUGUUUAAAAAAGAUCAUGCAUUUGAACAAAUGUAGUUCAGCUCAAUAUAACUUCAUAUUCACUGCGGACUAAGUUGUCUUCUUAUAUGUUAGUUACUUUCCAGGACUGGUAGUAUAUAAUGGUUGAUCGUACGGGGAAAGAUGACAUUUUAUCAGUGUUUUGUGUGGAAGCACACAGCGGAAUUGGAAACGAGUUGUCAAACAAGGGAGAAAAAAACUGCAUAUUAACAGUGUUGAGUGAAGUGAGGUUUACAAUUUAAAUAAAAAGCGGCAAAAGCAAAGAAGGGAAAAACGGAUGGAAAAUG